Messenger RNA from Lampris incognitus (smalleye Pacific opah), 2655 nucleotides. RefSeq names its product F-box and WD repeat domain containing 5 (gene fbxw5). Gene Ontology annotation, molecular function: protein binding. Lineage: Eukaryota; Metazoa; Chordata; Actinopteri; Lampriformes; Lampridae. Gene Ontology annotation, cellular component: SCF ubiquitin ligase complex; Cul4-RING E3 ubiquitin ligase complex. The record is from RefSeq and is a predicted model, not a curated record. Bases 79 to 1932 code for a protein of 617 amino acids. Gene Ontology annotation, biological process: protein ubiquitination. The transcript has 10 exons.
GUUGUCAUAUCUGGUUAGCUAGCCUGGCUAGCCGCUUGAUUUUCUCUCCGAAACACUUUGAACUAGCAGGAUGUCAGAAUGGAGUGUGGCCGAGUCUUGCCGGACAGCUUGGUGUUGGAGAUCUUUCUGUGUCUACCUCAUGAUGCAGUGCUAAGUGCUGGUCUGACCUGCAAACAGUGGCUGGCUGUCUCCAGAGAUGAAUUCCUGUGGAGGGAGCUGUUCUACAGAUACUACCGCAUUCCACGCUCUGUACCCCGACAUCCAGCGGCUGUUUCAUGGUGCAGAGAGUUUAAGCGUCUAUUUGACUGUAUACCUUGUGUGGAGGUUCAGACUCUGAGAGAGCACCAUGACCAAGUCCUCCACCUGGCUUUCUCCCACAGGGGCCAUCGUUUUUCCUCUUGCUCCAAAGACUGCACUGUCAAGCUGUGGGACACGGAACGGCCAGAUGGUACCAUUUCAUUGGUGCACAGCUCUAGCAUGCGUAACUUCAACUGGGGCUACACUCAGUUCUCUCAGUUCAACGCCGAUGACAGCCUUCUGUUGGUGUCUGGAGUCUACCUGGGCCCACAUCAAUCCUCAUCUGGAGAAAUCGCUGUCAUCAGCCUUGACAACUACACCCUCUUAUCACGGGUCAGAAACAAACCAUACGAUGUGUUUGGCUGCUGGCUGAAUGAGACACAUCUGAUCUCUGGAAACCUGCACUGGAUAGGCAACAUGACCUCUUGCUCUGUGCUCUGGCUUAAUAAAGCCUUCCAGGACAUUGAAUCAGAGAAUGUUAAUGUUGUCAAGCGCCUCUUCAAGAUACAGAACAUCAAUGCUAGCACCAUCCGCACAGUGAUGGUGGCUCAUUGUCGGCGCCAUGACAACCCAGACUUACUGCUGGACUAUGAGGCUCAGUUGCAGGCCCGGGCUCAGGCCCUCAAUCAGAAGGGGCAGCAGCACCAGCCUUUACUUUUUGAUCUUGGCACCACUGACAGUGAGGAGGAAGAGGAGGAGGAGGAAGAAGAAGAGGAGGAACAUCAGCGAGAGAAGAAGCUGAAUAGCUUCUCUACUGCCCGCCUUCCUCAGCCUACUUCCUCAGGCUUGGAGCAUGUUAUACGGGGUCGUCAGACUGUAGGGCCAAGGGACGUGGCGAUUGAGGCCACGGUGGCCCGGAUGAUGGGCAAUACCCACACAAAGCCCCCUGACCCCAGUCUCACCAAUCCUGCUGCACCAGGAGAGGCAGAAGACAAGACAUAUCUGCUGUUCACUACUGGCAGCCUUACCUACUCUCCUCACCAGAUAGGUAUAAAAAGAAUUAUGCCUUACCAGAUGACCACUUGUGGACCUGUCCUGGGGGAGGAGCGGAGUUCUGAGGAGUUCUUUGAUUCACUGGACCAUGUGAUUGACAUCCAUGGCCACAUCGUUGGAAUGGGCCUUUCUCCAGACCACAGAUACCUUUAUGUAAAUAGCCGGGCUUGGCCAGCAGGAUGCGUGAUCUCUGACCCGAUGUCUCCACCCCCUAUUGCUGAGGAAAUUGAUUUACAUGUCAUCGACCUGAAGAGUCUUAGAGAGGAGAGGAGGAGUCUUCGUGCCCACCGAGCCUUCACACCAAAUGACGAGUGCUUCUUCAUCUUUCUGGAUGUCAGCAGAGACUUUGUUGCCAGUGGUGCAGAGGACAAGCAUGGCUAUAUUUGGGACCGACACUACAAUAUCUGUCUGGCACGUCUGGCGCACGAUGAUGUAGUCAACUCUGUGGCCUUCAGCCCUGCUGACCAGGAACUCCUUUUGUCUGCCAGUGAUGACUCUACAAUUAAGGUGUGGCGUUCGCCUCGCAUGGUUCGCCUUGCGCAGACCCUUACCCAGCCUGCUAGGCCACGCAAUCUCCUUUCUGCCUGGUUGGCCCGCAACAAGAACACUACCACUGCUAACAGAGUCAAUGGAAAACCCUGAGUUGUGUUGGAUAACGGAUAAGAGGGAAGAGAAAAUGAAUAAAGUAUUUUCUGGCCCACUCUGGUGUGAAUGUACAUACACUCCAGGUACAUUUUGUAUAUGGUGUGAGUACAAUACGUUGUUUGAUGGUUUGACCUUGAGCAUACAUUGUUAAGACCCAUAGCAGGGCUUGUGUCUUUGCCCAAUAGGACACAAUAUGAUGUAGUAGAAUUAGACAUGGGGGGGUGUUGUUACAACAGCAAUAUUAAACAGCACAUGGUAGGUUCUCUAUUCCUGUUUGCAAGGGUGACAUAAAAUGUUCUCAUCAUAGAAAUGGCAUAAUGUGGAACGCAAGGUUCUAUUGGUAUUGUUUAUGUAAUGAUGCUCCUAAACAGGUCACUGACAACUAGGGUUUAACCCAACUUCAAGGUCACAGUAUUUUGAAGAGACUGAUGUAAUAUAAAUGCGUUAGAAAGAAUAGGAUUUUAUAAUGAUGGUUGUCAUAUUCUGGUCUAAAAAGGUAAAGUGCAGUAACUGAAGGUUAUUUCAGUGUUUUUUUCUGUUAAAUUUGCAUAACAUUUACAUGAUAUAUUGUUACUUUAAAUUUAUCUCAAUCCCACUUCCAAAUCACCAGAAAUAUUUUCACCCACAAAAGCAGUAAAAGACUGUAGUUACUGAUGUCUCCCUUGGUUUUCCAUUACAUUCUAUUGUUUAGGUGCUCAAGGAACAAUGGAUUAGCUAGAA